AUGACCGUUCGUGAUGCCCUGAACUCGGCUUUAGAGGAGGAGAUGAUUGCUGAUGAGAAAGUCUACUUGAUGGGUGAGGAGGUUGGCCAAUACAAUGGUGCAUACAAGGUGUCCAAGGGUCUGUUGGAUAAGUUUGGUCCCAAGCGUGUCAUUGAUACGCCUAUCACAGAGUCCGGAUUCUGCGGUCUCGCUGUCGGAUCCGCAUUUGCUGGAUUGAAGCCCGUUUGCGAAUUCAUGACUUGGAACUUUGCAAUGCAGGCUAUCGAUCAGAUUGUCAACUCUGCUGCCAAGACCCAUUACAUGUCUGCUGGUAAUGUUACUUGUCCCAUCACCUUCCGCGGUCCCAACGGUGCUGCUGCUGGUGUUGCUGCCCAGCAUUCACAGUGCUUUGCUGCCUGGUACGGAUCUGUCCCUGGUCUCAAGGUCGUCUCGCCCUGGAACUCGGAGGAUGCCAAGGGUUUGUUGAAGGCUGCUAUUCGUGAUCCUAACCCCGUUGUAGUCUUGGAAAACGAACUCAUGUAUGGUGUAUCAUUCCCCAUGUCCGAGGCCGCUUUGUCCAAUGACUUUGUGCUGGAGAUUGGCAAGGCCAAGGUUGAGAAGGAGGGAUCAGACAUUACUAUUGUUGCACACUCUCGCGCAGUUGGAUUCGCACUUGAGGCGGCUCAGGUCUUGGAGAAGGAAGGUAUCUGCAAAGCCGAGGUGAUCAACUUGCGUUCCAUUCGUCCACUUGACAUUGACACCAUCAUCAAGUCGGUCAAGAAGACCAACCGUUUGGUCACUGUCGAGGGUGGCUGGCCCCAAUAUGGUGUUGGAUCAGAGAUCUGCGCACAAAUUAUGGAAAGCGAAGCCUUUGACCACUUGGAUGCCCCUGUUGUUCGUGUCACCGGCGCUGAUGUCCCUACUCCCUACGCUCAGAACUUGGAGACAUUUGCAUUCCCUGACACUGAAGUCAUUGCUCGUGUUGUCAAGCGUACUCUCCAUAAGAAGAUUGGCGCUUAA
This is a messenger RNA of Lobosporangium transversale, 999 nucleotides long. Its product is annotated as Thiamin diphosphate-binding protein. The coding region runs from base 1 to 999 and encodes 332 amino acids. The transcript is spliced from 3 exons. Gene Ontology annotation, biological process: pyruvate decarboxylation to acetyl-CoA. The record is from RefSeq and is a predicted model, not a curated record. Gene Ontology annotation, molecular function: pyruvate dehydrogenase (acetyl-transferring) activity. Lineage: Eukaryota; Fungi; Mortierellomycota; Mortierellomycetes; Mortierellales; Mortierellaceae.